AUGCCAAAUACCGAGAUGUUGACCCUUGACAUUAAUAGGAUACUCAUUGGUCCACUAAGAAUAUUGAUCAAGCAUGAUGACUCAAGGUUGAAGGGUCUAGAAGGAGAUAUCCAAACAGACAGAGAAAACAUCCCAACAGUUUCCAAAAUGGGGUACCAGACCAUUCUGCUAUUAGUCGGUAUCAUAUUUGCAGUAUCAUUAAAUCAAGCUGGGUCAAUAGGAAUACGUAGAAAUGCAGAAUGCACGAAUCUUAAGACCGAGUUAGAUAAAUUGGCACCAGAGAAUGGACCAAAAUCUAGAAAUGCAACAGAUUCUAUGAAGAUGGACGAGCCUAUUGUGCUCUGGCAAGGGGUUCUGUUAAUCAUCUGUUUUGGAGCAUUUGCAUCAUUUAUAGCCCUUAUCUAUUGGGUUAUAAGGUUGUAUGUUUACGAAGAUACACAGCUAUUGGACACAUUUUUUGAUGCAGGGGCCGAUGUCAGUGCUCCUUUGGUGGCGACAUCUAUCGUGACAAAAUACACGUGGGUAUCCACCUUUGUGGUGUCGUCUUGGGCAGUCACCAAGUGGGGAAUAGUUGGAUCAUUUUGGUACUCUGUGGCGUCAGUUGUACCCGUGUUUGUCUUCUCUAUGGUGGCAGCAGAACUUAAGAUCAAAUCACCGGGAGCAAAAACGUAUUUACAGAUUAUCAAGGCGAGAUUUGGGAGCGCCACACAUGCUAUAUUCCUAACUACGUCGUUCCUGUUUCAUCUGUUUGUCUGUGCACUCAUUAUGAAAGGAGGUCUAGAUAUGAUCACAUACAUGGUUGACGGUUUGUCCUUUGAGAUAGCCAGCAUCAUUGUUGGCAUCGUCGUUGCUAUCUACACUCUGAUAGGCGGACUUGGGGGCACAUUCUACGUGGCGUACUUUUCCUCUGCUUUUACGUAUGUCUGCAUACUCGUCAUGUUCAUCGAGGUGUUCUACAACCUUUUGGACUUUGACACAGGCUUGCUUUUGUUCAACGGGGAUCCUGUUGAACACGGCUCGAUAUCUGCUUCCCUUAUCUACAAACUAGCGAAUUGCGCCACUGGGACUGAUGCUACUGAAGCAAAUGAAGACGACCACUUCCUCACCUUCUUCUCAAAGGGAAGUUUACUCUGGGCCGUGAUUCACACUUUUGCCAGUUUUGCCGUAGUGUUCGUGGACAACAGUACAUGGCAGAGUGCGGUCGCCGCCAAGCCACAGAGGAGCGUCUACGGGUUCCUUACAGGGGGACUAUGUUGGUUUGUCAUACCAUGGAGCUUCUCAGUCAUGAUUGGGUCCAUGUUUCUUGCCUUAACUAUACAGUCUGGGAUGCCGAUUGCCUCGGAAGUAGAAAUCGAGAAAGGACUUCUACCCAUCAUUGUGCUGAAUCAGAUUUUGAGUCCUGCUGGUGAGUUCGUUUUCUUAAUGCUGGUUGUUGUGGCUCUUUGUACCAGUGCUGCAAGUGAGGUUCUCAGUGCUUCUGCGGUCAUCACUUACGAUAUCUACCAGACCUACGUAUCACCAAUUCCUCCAGUCAACUUUAGUCCAGCUGAAGAGAUGUCUCUAAAAAUGCAAGUGGCACUGCGUUUGGAGGAACACAGGGUAUACGACAGGCGCUGUGCUACCAUCAAAUAUGCCUUUGUUGUCGGAGUUAGUGUCAUUCUCAUCCCCAUUGCACUUGUUAUCAAUGUAAUACCGAUUGAUAUGGCGUGGUUGCUUCAGUUUACUGGUAUUUUCUUUGGAUCGGCCGUUUGUCCUAUCGCAUUCGGAGUCAGUUGGUACAGAAUAACGUCCUGGGGAAUGAUGUCCGGAUCUAUCGGGGGAUUUAUCGCCGGAGUUGCGUCGUGGCUGAUCUAUGCCUCAACGCUUGACGGGGGCCUUGUGGAUUUCCGUAAAAAUACAGGAGACGUUUACGCUAUGAUUGUUGGCAACAGUGUAUCAUUCGGUGUGGGAUUGAUUUUAUGUAUAAUCGUGAGUUUGUCGGUUGGUUGCUGCAAUGAUGAUCUAAUCGAAGCUGAGGAGUGGCAUAAGACAAGGUCUCUGGACAACCCCAUCUGCUCCUGGAUAGACUCAUACAUGGAAGAUAUGAAAGAUGAAGAAAGCAGGGAGAUAGCACCCUCCAUAAGUACGAUUCGCAAAACCUAUAGGGGCGCUGAAAUCUGUGGAUAUUUCGUCGGGGUACUCCUGGCUGUUGGCAUUCUCCUUAUAUGGCCUGCCUUUAUGCUGUUAACCUUCAUUUGGGAACAACACGUAUGGAACUCCUGGUGGUUGGUCUGCCUCAUCUGGCUCUGCAUCGCCGCUGCCUAUUGUAUCUUCCUCCCUCUUGUGUUAGAAGUCUACAACAUUUGUAGUCAGCGGGAAUACAAUCGCACCAUCAAGAGACGACACAAAAAGGAAAAGGAUUAUGAAUAUUACGCACAAGUGGAUGAACACAGUUUGAUAAGUGAAAGUGUUGGGAAAAGAUCACAGUAUGUUGAUGCAACAGCUACCGAGAUGAACUCAGUAACCAUUAAUCCAGCUUCAUAAACAUUCAAAAAGUCACUGGUC
Messenger RNA from Owenia fusiformis, 2544 nucleotides. Lineage: Eukaryota; Metazoa; Annelida; Polychaeta; Sabellida; Oweniidae. The record is from the annotation of a GenBank genome assembly.